Messenger RNA from Hippocampus comes (tiger tail seahorse), 1712 nucleotides. RefSeq names its product acyl-CoA dehydrogenase medium chain (gene acadm). Gene Ontology annotation, molecular function: medium-chain fatty acyl-CoA dehydrogenase activity; flavin adenine dinucleotide binding. NCBI's taxonomy places the organism in Eukaryota, Metazoa, Chordata, Actinopteri, Syngnathiformes, Syngnathidae. Gene Ontology annotation, cellular component: cytoplasm; mitochondrion. The transcript has 12 exons. The record is from RefSeq and is a predicted model, not a curated record. Bases 118 to 1395 code for a protein of 425 amino acids. Gene Ontology annotation, biological process: fatty acid beta-oxidation; medium-chain fatty acid catabolic process.
UAGGGCAAAGUUCACUCCGACAGCCCACUGGGGCCACGUGACCGAACGCACCACCGUGAUUGGGCGAGCGGGCAGUCAUAUUCGAGGGGGGGCUCAAUCUGAGUUGAAGUCGCAACGAUGCUCUUGAAUAAGGUACUCAGAGCCGGGAUGCGCUGCGGCGUCGUUCGGCUCCAAAGCUCCAGCGCCACCGCCGCUGAAGCUAAAAUCUCCGGCGAGAAUACCGCAGCAGCUACUGGCUUCUCGUUUGAGUUCACAGAUCAACAGCGAGAGUUCCAACAGCUGGCUCGCAAGUUCGCACGAGAGGAAAUUGUCCCUCACGCGGCAGAGUAUGACAGAACCGGGGAGUAUCCAUUACCUAUCAUCAAAAAAGCGUGGGAGCUGGGUCUGAUGAACGGUCACAUUGCAGAGGAGUAUGGUGGAAUGGGCUUGUCCAUCUUCGACAACUGCCUGAUCACGGAAGAGCUGGCCUACGGCUGCACGGGAGUCCAAACUGCCAUCGAGGCAAAUUCUCUCGGGCAAAUGCCUGUCAUUAUAGCUGGUAAUGAGACACAGAAGAAGAAAUAUCUGGGGAGGAUGACUGAGGAGCCGCUCAUGUGUGCGUAUUGUGUCACAGAGCCGGGGGCGGGCUCAGACGUGGCAGGCGUCAAGACCCGGGCAGUGAAGACUGGCGACGAGUAUGUGGUCAACGGCCAGAAGAUGUGGAUCACAAACGGCGGCAAAGCCAACUGGUACUUCCUGUUGGCCCGCACUCACCCUGAUCCCAAAUGCCCCACCAACAAGGCUUUCACUGGCUUCAUUGUCGAUGCGGACACGCCCGGAAUCCAAGUAGGAAGGAAGGAAAGGAACAUGGGCCAGAGGUGUUCAGACACACGAGGCAUCACUUUUGAGGAAGUGAGGAUUCCAAAGGAGAACGUCCUGCUCGGCGAGGGUGCCGGGUUCAAGAUCGCCAUGGGUGCCUUUGAUAAGACUCGGCCGCCCGUGGCAGCUGGAGCCACCGGGCUGGCUCAGAGGGCCCUCGACGAAGCCACCGCUUACGCUUUGGAGAGGAAAACGUUUGGCAAAGUGAUCGCUGAGCACCAGGCCGUCUCCUUCCUGCUGGCCGAAAUGGCGAUGAAGGUGGAGCUGGCGCGCAUGGCAUACCAGCGCGCCGCCUGGGAGGUGGAUCGCGGCCGGCGCAACACCUAUUACGCCUCCAUCGCCAAGGCCUUUGCCGGCGACAUUGCCAACCAGGUGGCCUCGGACGCCGUGCAGGUCUUUGGCGGCAACGGCUUCAACAGCGAGUACCCGGUGGAGAAGCUGAUGCGCGACGCCAAGAUCUACCAGAUCUAUGAAGGCACUGCUCAGAUCCAGAGGCUCAUUGUUGCCCGCGAACACUUGGCAAAAGCUAAGAAAUAAACCUUGUGUGUGUGUGUGUGUGUGUGUGUGUGUGUGUGUGUACACGUGUAAAAACACAAUCAAGUAACUCAUUUUUUCUUUGCAUUUAAUUCCCCUUUGUCACCUGCUGCCUUGCUCAAUGGAGUCCAGAUUGGAGGUGUGCCCAUGUAAUUGUAACCCUUCAAACGAAUGACACACAUGCCAUCAGAAUGUGAGUUGAAAUAUGAAAGUCCGAUGUACAAAUGCCAAACUGAGAAAAAUAAUGUCCUCAGUGUUUUGCUACAAACGAUAUCUGUGUCUGUUACCUGUUCUAAUAAAGCUGUGACGGAGGCAAAAAA